Messenger RNA from Ilex paraguariensis (yerba mate), 573 nucleotides. NCBI's taxonomy places the organism in Eukaryota, Viridiplantae, Streptophyta, Magnoliopsida, Aquifoliales, Aquifoliaceae. The record is from the annotation of a GenBank genome assembly.
AUGGCUUCAUCAUCAAGCGCAUACAACUCACCCUGUGCUGCCUGCAAGUUCUUGAGGAGAAAAUGUAUGCCAGGUUGCGUCUUUGCACCAUACUUCCCACCAGAGGAGCCUCAGAAAUUCGCCAAUGUCCACAAGAUCUUCGGUGCCAGCAAUGUCACCAAGCUCCUCAAUGAGAUUCUCCCUCAUCAAAGAGAAGAUGCAGUGAACUCUCUCGCCUAUGAAGCCGAGGCACGAGUGAGAGAUCCAGUCUACGGAUGUGUUGGUGCCAUCUCUUUCCUCCAAAGACAGGUUGAGAGGCUUCAGAAAGAGCUUGACGCCGCAAACGCCGACUUGAUGCGCUUUGCCUGCAGUGAGAUCCCCACGGCGUUACCUGCACCACAGGGAGUGAUGAGUUCAGUUCAUCAUCAUCCUAUGGGUCCCCGUCCGAGGCCGGUUGAACUCAACAGAAGAAUGGGCAAUGAAGGUGGAGGUUUUUAUCAAACACCUAGUGCUUUCCCCUUUACUUAUUCGCUUCCAUGGAGCGAUAACCCUUCUGGGGAUAGUCAUGGAGGAGGUGGAGAAGGGAAGUUUUGA